AUGUCCCGGCGAAAACCCUCAGACACAUUCACUCGAUUCACAUCCAACUCGAUCCACGCCUCACAGAAGCCAUCUACCCCCAACUUCUCGCCGCGGCAGCCCCAAGGCCCUACAGCUGCGCCAGCAAGCACCGCUCCCAUAGAGACACCCGCGGAAAAAGUCGCCCGCCUGCGCGCCCAGCUCCGCUCACAACGCGACGGCUCCCAACUCACCCCGACCGAAAGGUUCAUCGCCGGCGGCCGAAGAUGGGCAGAUACAGCCCACCGCUUCACAACCGUCGCCCUGCUCGGCCUGACGGGCAUCUCAGCCGUUGUCGCCGUUUACGGCAUCUUCAGUCUCGUCACACACAGCCGGCGGCAGAAGCGGGCGUUCAUUGAUGCCGAGAUGGAUCGAUUACGGGACGCGCAGCAGGCAUUCUUGAGGGGCGAUGCGAGUGCGGAGCAGUUGCAUUUGCUGGAGCAGGAGCGGGCGGGUGAAGAGAUGGCGGCGAAGUGGAAGGCAGACAAGGAUGCGCAGAAGACGAGGGGUUUGUGGGCGAAGGCGAAGGGUAUGCUGGGUGUGGGUCAGGAGUUUGACGGCGAUCAGAUGGGUACGGAGACACUGGAGGAGGCUGAGCGACGACAAUUUCGGGCGAGCGGUGGGCGGGUUCUGGAAGAGGCAUGGAUUCAGCAGCAACAGCAACAGAUGAAAGAGAACGAGCCACAGCUACGGCGGGUAGCUGUCCGGGAGCAUGAUACUAUUGAGGGCGUAGGCUUUGAUGCGAAGGGUCGACCUGUACCACUGAACAAGAUGGAGCGAUUGCCGAGCAAUAUCAAGGUCGAGCGACGGACUGGAGAUCGACCAGUUGAGCCAAUACACGAAAUUCGAGGCGGGAUGCUGGAUCAGAUGGCCGACAAUGCUGCAUCGGCAGCCGCCUCAAAGACUGGUGGAGGUUGGUACAGCAGCUGGUUCAGUCGGAAGAGUUAA
Molecule: messenger RNA, 966 nt
Organism: Cyphellophora attinorum
Lineage: Eukaryota; Fungi; Ascomycota; Eurotiomycetes; Chaetothyriales; Cyphellophoraceae
Exons: 1
Coding region: 1-966 (321 amino acids)
Source: RefSeq, a predicted model, not a curated record